AUGGAGUUUAUAAUGAUGGUGGUGGUAGUGAUGACGAUGGUGGUUUGUGGGGGAGGUAGUGGUGGAGGAGGUGGGGGUGGUAGUGGUGGUGGCGGUGGGAGUGAGGUGAUGGAGGUAGUGGUGGUGGUUGUGGAGGUGGUAGCGGUGGCAGUGGCAAUGAUGGUGGUGAUGCUGGCAGUGGUUGUGGUAGUGGUGACGAUGGGGCUAAUAGUGGGAGUGGUAGUGGUGGUAGAGAUGGGAGUAAGGGUGGUGGCGGUGGGAGUGAGGUGA
This is a messenger RNA of Prunus armeniaca (apricot), 270 nucleotides long. NCBI's taxonomy places the organism in Eukaryota, Viridiplantae, Streptophyta, Magnoliopsida, Rosales, Rosaceae. The record is from the annotation of a GenBank genome assembly.